This is a messenger RNA of Volvox carteri f. nagariensis, 755 nucleotides long. RefSeq lists its product as uncharacterized. The record is from RefSeq and is a predicted model, not a curated record. The transcript has 7 exons. Lineage: Eukaryota; Viridiplantae; Chlorophyta; Chlorophyceae; Chlamydomonadales; Volvocaceae. The annotation marks the transcript as partial.
GCGGCCGUGGGGCCAACCGCUGCUGGUCAAGUUGCUGUGAUGACCGAAGCACAUCCCUCCCAGCGCUGCCAGCAGACGUUCCGCUGUUCCAGGGCGAUCAAGAUCAGGAGUCCGCAGCCACAUGGCGUAUGGCACGGCACUCCCUAAACCCACAUUGGCGUGCUCUGCUGUUGUACUGGGGCUUCCUUUCGGAUCGACCGUCAGCAGGUGAUGAGAGUGAUGGAGGAGGAGCGGUUGCAACCGUGCCGGCGGCGGCUUCCGUACCCGCGGUGGUGCCGUACACUGACCCUGCGGGGCGGUUCCGCCUGGUCCGCCCCUGUGGCUGGAUCAGGGUCUCGACACUGCUGCCCGAGUCAUCGGUCCUAGCCAGCUUCUACAACCCCGAGGAGCCCGGUGCGGAGACGUUGGCCGUGUACCGGGCACCGGCACCGGCGGGUGUGCAAGCAACACAGCAGCUGGGCUCGGAAGUAGCUGCAGGCCUGGCUGGCGUCGCACCCAAUGGGCUCGUUAUUGAGGCCCGCAACGUGAAGCAUGGCGGCGACGAUGGCGACAGAGAUUACAUCAUCGUACAUGUCCAGUUUGGGGGCAACACCGCGGGAAUGUUUGGAGCAGCGAGGGAGUUUCGAGCAAUCACCAUUGCUGAGGGGUGGCAGUACACGAUGCGUCUAACAACCACAAGAUAUCGGUACCUGGCAUUUAGUCAAGUCCAGGAUCUAAUGAAGGCCGUAUCAGAGUCCUUUGAGGUUCUUGCUUAG